This is a messenger RNA of Leguminivora glycinivorella, 2101 nucleotides long. RefSeq lists its product as uncharacterized. The transcript is spliced from 4 exons. Gene Ontology annotation, molecular function: DNA-binding transcription factor activity, RNA polymerase II-specific; RNA polymerase II cis-regulatory region sequence-specific DNA binding. Gene Ontology annotation, biological process: regulation of DNA-templated transcription. NCBI's taxonomy places the organism in Eukaryota, Metazoa, Arthropoda, Insecta, Lepidoptera, Tortricidae. The record is from RefSeq and is a predicted model, not a curated record. The coding region runs from base 189 to 1868 and encodes 559 amino acids.
UGUAACGUACGCGUCGCAAUAAUUUUAAUUUAAUGUAAAUAAUUAAUGAUAUGUAGAAAACAUUUAUUUGUGGUGUUGUGUGUGUGUAUUUUAAAUUAUUUUCGGCAUGCUAAUGAUAAUUUUAUUUAUAUUAUAAUCUUGUAAAUAUUAGAGAUAUAUUGGGUGAACCACGAAUUUCAGCAAUUAUCAUGGCGUUCGACACAGUCUCCAUAAGCAGCAGCGAUGAUGAUGUUCCACUGAAGGCACUGGGUGCUACUGAUGAUGAUAUACCGCUAAAGGCGCUGGCGUCAUACGAGCCAAUUAAGUCUGCUGCUUUAAAGAAACACAGUGUGGAAAAUUGUGACUUCUGCGAUGAAGUCUUUGUGAACAAGUAUGACGCUUUAAUCCACAAUGGAAAACAUAUAAUCAUUCCACUAAUCAAGAAGGAGCUUCACCAAUGUCCUCUCUGUCUAUUUUAUUACACUUCUCGAUAUAAACUUAAACAUCACACAAGAAACAAACAUAAAAAUGAUGUUAACAAAACUGAGACAGUUAAACCAGCCAUUACGGAUAAUAAAAUAAUUGUACAUCCAGUCAAAGAAAAUAAUAAAAUAAUUAUAUAUCCAGUCAAAGAAAAUGAAAAACUUAAUAUAAAAGAUCAUGAUAAGCCUAAACUUAAUACUGAAAGUCAAGGAGUAACUAACAGAGAUAAUGAUAAAUAUAAGGAUACCACUGAAAGUAAAGUAACUAAAAAAGUCAGCUUUGUAGAUAUUUCUGACGAUGAAGACUUACCAUUAGUUAAUCAUUGUAAAAAGAAAGAAAUUAAAGUUGCUACAAACUUGGAUGAUGAAGAUUUGCCAUUAAUUUCUAAUACUAAUGCUAUCAAGACUGAUGAAACGCCUAAAUGUGAAACAGAAAUCUUAAGACAGGCACUUUUAAAGGAUGUCAAAGUGGUAAUUGAAAAAAUAGAAUUAUCACCUAAAGAGGAAUCUAAAACUGCAGUAAAUGGUCUAAUAGUGGCUGAGAAAAUUGAUGUGAAAGACAAUGAAAUACCUAAAUAUCAACCUACUGAAUACAAAAAUGCAGCAAAACCAGAUAUGUUUGAUGUCAAAGCAUUCCAGCCAGUUAAAGAAAAAGGGAAUAUAAGAAGUCGUCUCACAUUUGAAGACGACAUUGAUAUCUGUGAUGAUGAAGUGAUGAAUGAUUUAACUAAAGAGUGUAUUGUUGACAUGAAUCUAUUUGAUGAGCCAUGGUUCGAUGAGCUAGCUAAGAGUAUAACGAACGAUGAUGUUUUGGUUGAUGAUGAAGAUAUUAUAACUAUUGAUGAUGAUGAUGAGAAGAGUACAGCUGUUAAUGAGAUGGAAGAUGUAGAGUACACUCCAAGUACGCAUCACGAUGAAUUGAUAAGACCAGGAGUUUAUAGGUGCAGGAAAUGCCAACAGAUGUUUCCAACAAGAUUCAAUCAAAUCCAGCAUGAAAUGACUCAUAUGCACAUCCGAAAGCCCCGGCCCAUGCUCUGCGAAUACUGUGACCGCUUCAUAUCCACCAAGAAAGCCCUAAAAGACCACAUCGCUGCCAAGCACAACAUGCCUUACCGACCGAGAACCUUCAAACAGUGCAUGAAAUGUGGCCUAAGAUACAACGAUUACGAAACUCAUUUAGAGAACUAUCAUAUCGUUCUACGCUGCCAUUUAUGUAACGCUGACUUUGAUACUGAAAUCGACCGAUUGAACCAUAUCCGAGGACAUUUAGUCAAAAUAAAAUGCUCGCUAUGUGACUUCGCAGCAUCUGAACUUGAAAUAAAAGAACACCAGAGACGGUUCCACAAAGUUUCAAAUACAGUAUCAUCCACUUUUAAAUUGUGUGAAAUAUGCUGUCUUAUUUCUUAAGAAUAAAGGGAAUAUGCAAUAUAUCUUUGGGGAAACUGUCAGUGAGUUGGGUUUGAGGCUAGACUGUGAACAUUGUGGUAAUAAGUUCUUCCAUUUGACGCAAGUGAGGCGUAUUACGAAAGGUAGGAACGAUAGAAACUCUGAAAAGAAAAAGGUUUUGACUAAUAAGGAAAGGUUGAAGAAUAUACAGCAGCGGCUGAAAAUGAUUAAUAAACUUAGCAGGUUUUAAUUUU